GUCGAUUUUCUAUUCAAAAAGGUUCUUUUGCUCUCUGUAACACAUUGGAAUCAUGUAAACCAUCUCAUUCUCGCAAUGCCUCGAUCCGAAGAGGCUGCCUCGUGGUAUACCAUGGUCUACAGAGCCGUGCAGCAGAUUCCGCCUGGGUCUGUGACCUCUUAUGGCCAUAUUGCGACAUUAUUGGGGUACCCGUGAGUUCUCGUAGGACAGCACACGAUCUAUGCGACAGGAGCUCAAUCGACACGAACAGCGAACGACCACGGUAUGAGGUACGCGCCCUCGAUGCCGGACUGGCUUCCUGACUCUGUUCCAGCCAGGUCGGCAUGUGCCUGAAAUACCUGCCCUCCGCUACAGACCAGCCGGACGCUCGCUACAACUGCGAUACGGUCCCUUGGCAGAGGGUGAUCAAUUCAAAAGGAAGCAUCAGCCAACGGCAAGUCUUGCUCGUCAUGGCGGGUUCCCUCUACAGAAGUGUGCAGCUGACAGAGCUCAUCAAGAGGGACAAAUGGGGCGGCUGAUCAGGAAACCGCCUUACUGGCAGAAGGUGUGGAAGUCGGCCGUGGAUCUCUAGGCGAACGAACUGUCGACUUUUCUAGCUAUGGCUGGUUCCCAGAAAUCCUACCCAGCGACGCCGAUGACGAGCAACAACAACAACAAGAGAGCAUGAACGCAUGAACCGCGAUCAUCGUUCUUGAACGCCCUCGAAUGCGCUGGUCCUGGCUGUCUGAUCUCUACGAGGGGAGCGAGGGCGCUUGUAUCGGAGGUCAGCAGACGCGGCGCUCCGUCGAAUCAAGCCUUCACGUGUUCACGAUACUGUCAUGUGGAACAUCAUGGCGGUCCCUUCCGCUCUCGUCCCGAUUUGGUACGAGGCACGGACGUCAUCGCCACACCCACACAGCCUACAGCUGGUUCUGCGCGUCGGCGGCAACUUCAUCAUUCUCACGGGACACAGGCCUGGCAUGCUUGCUGGCUGGCUGGCUGAAUUUGCCCCGAGGCAGUCUCCGUAUGCCAGUGAGCAAGCCACGUUCCUGAACCUCCACGGUCAUGACGAAACGGACAGCGUGGUCGUAGAUUGCCCGCGCGUCGCGGCUUGCUGCUUAUCGCUGCUUUCCCCACAUCCGGAAUAGCCAUACCUCCUAUGACUGACCUGGAUAAAGGCACCUGUCCUGCUUUGUUGUUGUUAUAGGCCUGCUUACUCUGACUGUACAACACUGCUCUAUUCACGUAUUGAAAGUGCACCUUCACGACCGCUUCCCAAACGAAACAACCGUCAACUCCUCCAAGAACUGACACCGGCAACCACAAACAAGACAGAUUCGAGCUUCCCGUCGCCUCGACUCAUCGCGCCUCGUGACUCAGCUCAGCUCCACGAGUCACCUGCACGUUCGCAAUCAGCGCUCCUGCUGUCUUUGACCAAGCUGUCACUUCUUUGUUUGUCUCUAUUGACGAGAGGCCUGUCACCAGCUGCUGCUCUUCUUUCUCCGUACCAACAAUCACCUACAACCCCCUCUCAAUUCUAGCCUCCCCAUCAGCGAUAUCACCACGGUGUCCAUUCAGUUUCCCCCAGAAGCCCCAGCGAUAUCAAGGCUUACCACGCACACUCGAAUCGUCACAGCCUUAUUGCAUCUGCAAAACGCAGAGACUCGCCAUCAUGUCCUCUGAGCAGACCCUCUCCAACGCUGACCUCCGCGCUACUGCUCAAGACUACAAGCGCGAUGCAUCUCACAAGCAUAAGUGGGCUCUAGGCUCCACUGGAGGCCCGGGUCGUGCUGUUGAGAAGCCAAGACCUUAUCGUCCUUCUGAGACCGAGUUCAGCUUCAAGCGACGUGAGAACAAGGGCGCGGUGGCCUCACUUGCUCACGGCGCCAAGGUGGCUCGCAAGCAUGACAUGCUCGAGGGUGCAGCCAUUACGGACGACUCAUCUGCCAGCAACUCCGACGAAUACGACGAGACGCCUUCCCCACCUGUCGAUGCCGGUGUCACCUACUCGUUCGAUGCUGCCCGCUCGCCUAGCAAGGGUAGCCAGAUCCUCAACGUGGCGCUCGCCAAGGCAGUCGAGAAGUUUGAGGAGCGUGAGACUGUCAAGUUGGUCAAGAGCGAGUAUGAGAUGCUGGAUGCAGAGGGUGAAGCCAUGGUCAUGAGCCCAGACAAGCGCAAGAAGGGCAAGAAGUCCGACCUCGGUGGUCUUGUCAUCCUUCGCAACGCCGAUGAGGAGGAGUAUGAAUUCGUUUAAGGUCCGCAACUCCGGAUAGACGGACGCAUUUGCAUGUACGAUGAACGGCAUGGGGACUGUAUACGGGAGUUCAUGGCAACGACCAUUAGGCACACACACCCUCUCUCUCUCAGGAUCGACACUUUCCUCAAACAUCCUUGACGGCGCGAACCCGUCAAUAGCAUUAGGAGCGGAGCUUACUUGUUUUAUCAUCAUACUUAUCGGCAUGGUCAUGAGAAGGACAGCCAGAGCCUACCCUCUGGCCAUGGCGUUCUUCGAGGACAUGAACUGCGAAGAUACCCUAUUAGUGCGGCGUGAAGCUGCUUAGCUUUAGCGAUGAAUGCACGAACGUACGCGCUCUUGGUCAGUGGACCAGCAGCGUAAUCACA
Molecule: messenger RNA, 2601 nt
Organism: Sphaerulina musiva SO2202
Lineage: Eukaryota; Fungi; Ascomycota; Dothideomycetes; Mycosphaerellales; Mycosphaerellaceae
Exons: 2
Coding region: 1652-2233 (193 amino acids)
Source: RefSeq, a predicted model, not a curated record